AUGAAACUGAAAAGGAAAAUGGGAAGAGGAAAUCAGUCUGAAGUAACUGAAUUUAUUCUUGCAGGACUAACAGAUGAGCCAGAGCUUCAACUGCCCCUUUUCUUCUUAUUCUUGGUCAUCUAUAUGGUCACUGUGGUGGGGAACGUGGGCAUGAUCAUCCUGAUUGGAAUUAGUUCUCAUCUCCACACCCCCAUGUACUAUUUCCUCAGCAGCUUGUCUGUUUUAGAUGUCUGUUAUUCCUCUGUUGUUACCCCUCAAAUGUUAGUAGGAUUCUUAUCUGAAGAUAAAACAAUCUCCUAUCCUAGAUGCAUGACUCAACUCUUUUUCUUCUGCAUUUUUGUAAUUUCUGAGUGCUACAUGCUGGCAGCCAUGGCUUAUGAUCGCUAUGUUGCCAUCUGUAGCCCCCUACUGUAUAAUAUGAUCAUGUCCCCACAGGUCUGCUCCUUGCUGGUGACCUUUGUGUUUUCUGUGGGUCUUAUUGAUGCAGUGAUACAUACAGGUUGCAUUUUGAGAUUGCCAUUUUGUGGGUCAAAUAUAAUCAGUCAUUACUUCUGUGACAUUGUGCCCCUCAUCAAACUUUCCUGUGCCAGCACUUAUCUAGAUGAGCUCCUGAUUUUUGUUAUUGGUGGAUUCAACAUGAUAACAACCAGCUUGACAAUCAUAAUCUCUUAUGCUUUCAUCCUCUCCAGUAUUCUGCGCAUCAAAUCCAAAGAGGGCAGGUCAAAAGCCUUUAGUACUUGUAGUUCCCAUAUUAUGGCAGUUACUGUGUUUUAUGGGUCUCUCAUGUCCAUGUAUCUCAAACCUACUUCCAGUAGCAACCUGGCCCAGGAAAAGGUGUCCUCAGUAUUUUAUACCACAGUGAUUCCCAUGCUGAAUCCCCUGAUCUACAGCCUGAGAAACAAGGAUGUGAAGAAUGCAUUGAGGAAACUCAUCCAACAGAAAAUACUCUCAUAA
Molecule: messenger RNA, 954 nt
Organism: Gracilinanus agilis (Agile Gracile Mouse Opossum)
Lineage: Eukaryota; Metazoa; Chordata; Mammalia; Didelphimorphia; Didelphidae
Product: olfactory receptor 8D4
Exons: 2
Coding region: 1-954 (317 amino acids)
Biological process (GO): sensory perception of smell; G protein-coupled receptor signaling pathway
Cellular component (GO): membrane
Molecular function (GO): olfactory receptor activity; odorant binding; G protein-coupled receptor activity
Source: RefSeq, a predicted model, not a curated record